AUGAAAGUCAUAAUUAUCGUGUGUCUCAUUGUUUUAUUGAAGGAGACGUCAAGCAAACCGGAUGACGCUAGAGAUGAAGAGAAAUGUGAGGGUAUCCUCGUUAGGAAUAAGUUUCACAGGAAGCACGUGAUCGGUAUGGGUCUGAACCGGCCCUACCAACUAGCCUACGACCACACAGAUCACAAGAUCUUCUUCAGCUUCAACAUUGGCAAAGACGAUGAGGACUCCUUCGAAAUAGGUUUCAUAGAAAAGGGUCAUAUAAAACAUAAAGUUAUCGAAGGCGUUGAAAAUGGUUUUGCUAUCGCUAUAGACAACAAGGAUAAAGUUGUUUACUUCGGAGGAAGCAGCGGUGUAUACAGGCACCAUUUCAAAACGAACACCAGCGUUACAAAAAUCCUGAGUAACCAUGACAUAUGGGACAUGUUCUUCAAGCAUCAUCUAUACUUUAUAACAUAUCCUCAACAGCAUCUGUAUAAAAUGGUUCAUGUCAAAAAUGAGACUGAAAUCGAACGCCAAAAACACAUACACGAAAACAUAUAUCAGUUUGCUAUCGACAGCGACGAAGAUAUAUUUAUUACUAAUGGGACUGGUUUAUACUUAAUAAAGAACGGUACAACUGACAGGAUUUUCUAUGAAGGACCCAAAAUGUACCGAGCGAUUGAAAUAAAUAACAAAGGGGUUGCCCACUUCAGCGGGCAAAACGGUAUUUUUGUUGCCAAUAAAAAAAAACAUGUACUAGAAAAAAUUGCGCACGUCAAAAACAUUUUUGGUUUGACGUUUGACAGCGAAGACAAUAUAAUUUAUUCUGAUCCACAUGAAAUAGUCAAACUGGUACGUGAGGAUUGUAAAUAA
Messenger RNA from Danaus chrysippus (African queen), 852 nucleotides. NCBI's taxonomy places the organism in Eukaryota, Metazoa, Arthropoda, Insecta, Lepidoptera, Nymphalidae. The record is from the annotation of a GenBank genome assembly.